ACGGGGCGGGGCUCCGUCUGUUGUCAUUGGUGUUCCAGCCAAACAAACAUGGCGGCACCCAUGGAGCUGCUGUGCUGGGGAGGCGACUGGGAUUUGCCUUCUGUACACGCGGAAUCGUUAAUAGUGCUGGCAUAUGCUAAAUUUGCUGGUGCCAAACUUACAGUCAAGUUAGUGGACUGGACAUGGAGGACUCUCACAGCCACCAUUCCACAACUGUACUAUGAGGGAUCUUCAGUUACAGAACCUACACAGAUUCUCAACCUUCUGAGGCAAAAUAGAUUCAACGCAGAUUACGAGCUUUCCGCUAAGCAGGGAGCUGACACCAUGGCCUACAUUGCUCUCCUGGAGGAAAAACUGCGUCCAGCAUUGCUCCAUACAUUCUGGGUGGAUGCGGAGAACUACGCCAACCUGACAAGGCCUUGGUUUGCUUCUCGCUCUCCAUUCCCUCUCAACUUUUUUGUCCCAGCUCGCCAGGCGAGCGUGGCUCUCUCCAGGAUCCUCCUGACCAAAGCGGAAGCUCCGCUGCAUUCAGUUGCAGAGGUGGAAGGAAAGAUCUACAGUGAAGCCAAGGAGUGUCUGAAUUUGCUCUCACACAGAUUAGGGUCUUCAAACUUCUUUUUUGGAAACACGCCUACAAGUUUGGAUGCCUUUGUGUUUGGCUACCUUGCACCACUCCAUAAGGCCAAUCUGCCCAGUGCUCAGCUCCAGCAGCACCUAAAACAGCUUCACAAUCUCUGCCAGUUCUGCACUAACAUCCUUAAAAACUACUUUUCCGAAGCCGCCUCUGGCUCUUCUUCUGCUAGCCAGGAUGCAGUCGAUGCAAACCUCCAGAAACUGACGCAGCUUGUUAACAAAGAGUCCAACCUUAUUGAAAAGAUGGAUGAUAAUCUGCGCAGUAGCCCUCAGCACAGGCCCAGACGGCCCCAUAAACCUGAAACCAAACCUUCAUCUCUGGCCACUGAGAGGAACUUGACCCCCGCUUGAAAACCUCACGUGGUAUCAUUCUUUAUCUAUUUAUGCUCUGAUUAUCCAAGUGGCACUAAAAUGAGCAUGUACGCAGAAGUUAUACGUUUCCUCAAUCACUGUAUAUUUAUACACAUUCGUUGAACAAAGGUAGUAAUUAUUGAAUGUUUUUUUUUUUUUCUUUCUUUCCAAUUUUCUCUUACUGAGUUAUAUUAUUGUCCUGAUCUAUAAGAUUGUGUUUAUACAUCAGUAAUAAAUCAUUGGUGGUUAGCCAAAUACUAAUCACAACAAUGAAAUAUCAUUGUCUGUUGCCAUGACUAACACCCUUUGCCAUUAGUGAAAUUAUAUAUUUUGUAAUACGCGCUGUGUACACACAUAUCUGAUAACAUCUUCCCAUCAGCGGUGUGUCAAAACAGAUCCUUUGAGACGUGUUAAUACGUGCCGAGCCUGAAUUACGAUUCAUUUUGUUCAGCUUCUCAAUUUUUUCUCUAUUUUUUAUUUGUUAUUAUGGUUGUCAUUAUAUAUUAAGGUUGGGCUUAAACAGUUCGUACCACAUCAUAACAGUUAAUCAAUGUGUCGGCGCGUCACAGUCAGAAAUCAUCAGCCAGUGGCAAGUUAAAUAUAACACAAUUAUAGCUUCUCCAUUCAGGUAAAUAUAUCGUUCAGCUUUAGGCUCCUGAACACAUCGACACAAACAGUAACUAACAUAUAUGGACUAUUCUGUUUUUAUUAUUAUUAUUAUUAUUAUUAUUAUUAUUAUUAUUAUUAUUAUUAUUGUUGUUGCACACCACUUCUUUAUUAUUAUUAAUUUUUGUAUAUUUUUUGUUAUAAACUGCUAUAUUUUAAACCAAACUGAUCUCUUUUUUGUUGUUGUUUUUUGUAUACGUGCCUUUUCUUAAUAUCCAAUAUCCAAAUGUAAUUUCAUGACCAUGAACAUGGUUAAAAUGAAAUGAGAAUAUUUUCACAUUGUGAGCAUGCCAGGAGUGCUCAGGCGAUGCACUGCACAGUUUAUUGUACUGAAAAAAUAAAUUAAUUAAAACUAUAAAUUCACUUCA
This is a messenger RNA of Silurus meridionalis, 2018 nucleotides long. RefSeq names its product metaxin 3 (gene mtx3). Gene Ontology annotation, biological process: mitochondrion organization. Bases 49 to 984 code for a protein of 311 amino acids. Gene Ontology annotation, cellular component: SAM complex. The transcript has 9 exons. Lineage: Eukaryota; Metazoa; Chordata; Actinopteri; Siluriformes; Siluridae. The record is from RefSeq and is a predicted model, not a curated record.